This is a messenger RNA of Gastrolobium bilobum, 1281 nucleotides long. Its product is annotated as ankyrin repeat-containing protein BDA1-like. Gene Ontology annotation, molecular function: protein binding. The coding region runs from base 1 to 1281 and encodes 426 amino acids. The transcript has 3 exons. Lineage: Eukaryota; Viridiplantae; Streptophyta; Magnoliopsida; Fabales; Fabaceae. The record is from RefSeq and is a predicted model, not a curated record.
AUGAAUAUCACAUUGAAGGUAGCUGCAAAAAUGGGAGAUAUUGACUUGCUCUACACACUGAUUCAGGUGGAACCAUAUCUCUUGGAGCACACUGAUUUGAUACCAUUUGUUGAUACUCCUUUGCAUAUUGCUGCUGCUUCUGGGCAUGCUAGUUUUGCCACCGAGAUUAUGAGACUCAAACCUUCCUUUGCUUGGAAGCUAAACCAGUAUGGACUUAGCCCCACGCACCUUGCAUUACAAAAUCAGCAUUAUAGAAUGGUGUCUCGCUUUAUAGACAUCAAUAAAGACCUCGUCCGAGUCAAAGGGAGGGAGGGUCUUACUCCUUUGCAUGUUGCUACUCAAAUUGGAAAACUUGAUCUUAUAGCUAAGUUCUUAUCAGCUUGUCCAGGUUCUAUUGAAGAUGUCACUGUUCGAAGUGAAACUGCUCUGCAUAUUGCUUUGAAAUAUAAACAGUUUCAUGCUCUUGAGGUCUUUGUUGGUUGGCUUCAGAGGAACCCCCAAAGACAAGCUCAGAAACUAGAAAAAAAGGUUCUAAACUGGGAGGACGAGGCAGGCAACACCAUUCUGCAUGUUUCAGUUCUCAAAUGCUUCUCACAGGCAGUUAGAUUGUUGAUACAUAGCAACAUAGACAUAAAUGCCAAGAAUUUAGAGGACUUAACAGCAUUGGACAUAGUGGAGAAUAAUCACCCCCAUGCUUACAAUGCAGAGAUUAGGGAUAUGUUACUCAGAGCUGGAGCUUUACGUGGCUUUUCACUUGAUGCUUCUCCACUAUGUGAAGAAGAGCUAAGAUCGAAAAUCACAUUUAAUGAGAGAGUAGCAAUUUAUGUUACUCGCAUCAAAAGGAGAAUAUCAAAUGACACACGUAAUGCUUUGUUGGUGGUUGCUAUUCUUUUUGCAACAAGCACAUAUGAAGCAGUACUUAGUCCCCCAGAAAGUGUUGGAAAAGUGGUGAUGAAAAGUCAAGUAUUCUUUUGGUUUUGGUCAUUUAAUACAUUUGCCUUUUAUCUAUCAAUUUUGAUGAUAUGCUUACUAAUGCCUAGAGGGCGCAUUAGUGUAUUAGUGACUCCUCCACUUUCUCUAUUUUCGGGUUGCUAUGUGUUCUCCAUGCUGGUCAUAUCACCUAGCCCUAAUUUAACCAUUGCCUCUGUGGUUCUGCCAUGCCUACUUUUAGCAUUGUACUUUUGGGGAACUUCAACAUAUGUUAGAUUAGCCAAAAAACUUCGAAGAUAUAGUCCUAAAAAGGAAGACAAAUCAAGGUUUUCAGGAGGAAACAGAUGGUAA